AUGUCUGGGCAUACACCAAUCCGCCUCACUGAAGUAGCACCGAAUAGCGGUAUAGUGUAUUUCCAAAUGCUAUGCUCAGACUUCACCAAAGCCAAUGGAUGCGAUUUGAUGAUGACCAAUGCACCCGGAUGGCUCAAAGACGCCGUAUUCAGGAAUCAACGACCG
Molecule: messenger RNA, 165 nt
Organism: Sphaeroforma arctica JP610
Lineage: Eukaryota; Ichthyosporea; Ichthyophonida
Exons: 1
Source: RefSeq, a predicted model, not a curated record